Molecule: messenger RNA, 1111 nt
Organism: Callithrix jacchus (white-tufted-ear marmoset)
Lineage: Eukaryota; Metazoa; Chordata; Mammalia; Primates; Cebidae
Source: RefSeq, a predicted model, not a curated record
AGGAGGCAGGGCCCGGGCGGGCCGGACGGCCGUCGGGGUAACGGAUGGGGCUCUGGCCCAGGGCUGCCUGGACGGAAAGGCGGGGCACGGGCAGGGCUCCCUCACCUGGCCUCCGCCCCACCCCAGGCCCCCUUCUGCGGUGCUGGACGAAGGAACCCUGGCCUCGGUUUCCUGCAGCCUGGGAUCAGGGCCCCCGGGGUUCCGACUGUCUCGGAGGGGACACCUCACCGCAGAGUCGGGGGCGAGGCCUGGAGGCCGGGCAGGGGCGGGGCCUGCGCUCACUUCCGUCCGGCGCGCAGCUCCGAUGGAGGCGGCGCGGAGGCCGCGGCUGGGGCUGAGCCGUCGGAAGCCGCCCCCGGCGGGCGGGCCUUCUGGCGACCGUCCCUGGUUUCUCCUGGGGGGUGACGAACGGGAGCGGCUCUGGGUCGAGCUGCUGCGCACCGUGAGUCCAGAGCUGAGCCUGGAUGAGGAGCUGCCUCCACUGCCCGCCUUCCCUGGACAGGAGCGCAGCUGCAGCCCGGGACCCACUGAAGUGUUCACUGUGGGACCCAAGACCUUCUCUUGGACGCCCUUUCCACCGAACCUGUGGGGCCCUGGCUGCUCCUACCGGCUGCUUCGCAGGGCAGGAGGGCACCUGGAAUCUCCUGACAGGUCCCCUCCCCAGCACCCGACACCUGAUCUGUGCAGGGCACCCAGUGUGGAGCCGAAGCCAUCUGUGGAGGGUGCCACAGUCCUGCACAGCUGCCCUAUGUGCCAGAAGGAGUUCGCCCCCGGAACCAAAAACAGAUCAGGAAGGCGAAGGGAGCAGAGUCCAAAGUCAGCAGCCGAGAAACAAAAGAAAGGCCGGGUGUGGUGGCUCACGCCUGUAAUCCCAGCCCUUAGGGAGGCCGAGGCAGGCAGAUCACAAGGUCAGGAGUUCGAGACCAGCCUGGCCAAUACGGUGAAACCCCAUCUCUACUAAAAAUACAAAAAGUAGCUGGGUGUGGUGCUGUGUGCCUGUAAUCCCAGCUACUCGGGAGGCUGUGGCAGGAGAAUGGCUUGAACCUGAGAGGUGAAGGUUGCAGUGAGCUGAGAUUGUGCCAUUGCACUCCAGCCUGGGCCACAGAGCAAG